Spea bombifrons (plains spadefoot toad) is the source of this 2076-nucleotide messenger RNA. RefSeq names its product interleukin 6 receptor (gene IL6R). The transcript is spliced from 10 exons. Gene Ontology annotation, molecular function: protein binding. The record is from RefSeq and is a predicted model, not a curated record. NCBI's taxonomy places the organism in Eukaryota, Metazoa, Chordata, Amphibia, Anura, Pelobatidae. Bases 410 to 1678 code for a protein of 422 amino acids.
UUUCCUGUCAGCCUGAUGUUUAAUCAGAGAGUGUGGGCUGUGCUUGAGCCGAGAGACAGGCAUAAAGUGCGUACGACACAGACAGGCAGACAGUGCCAAGCGAAGAGACCGAGGAGCCCGACACAGACGAAAGGGGAUGGGGUGCUACCAAAAGAGACAUCUCACCAGGACAAGACAAAUAAAGAGACAGCUUUAGAAAGAUACGGUGAAGAGGAGAUAUAGAGCGAGACAGACCACAGAGACAGCACGAGAGAAUAAACUCUAAGGCGAGAAAAGGUGGGGACGAGGAGCAUGAAAGAGAGCGCCGAGCGUCCGGAGACAGCUCCAGAGAUCACAGUGAAUUAGACACAGCGAGAGCGAGGGAGACGGCUGGAGGCGGAGGGGUCGGUCCCAGCAGCACCGCGUUAGGAUGCCGGGGGCAACAAGCUGCAGUUACCCCCACCUGGUGCUCCUCUGCGCUGGGCUCCUGUCAUUGGUUAACACCGAGGAAUCCCUGUGUCCCAAGCCAGGGGUCUCACGGAACAGCCUGGUGGUCCCUUUACUCUCUAAUGCCUCUCUGAGCUGCCCCGGCUGCGAGGGCUCUGUGUCCUGGAGGAGGGGUAAUAGCACCCUACAGCCUGACGCUCUGAGACUAGUCCGCUACGAGGAUGAGGACAAUUACACCUGCUUCGCGCAUGGGCAGCCGCUCUGCUCCGUGCAACUGCUGGUGACAGAGGACCUGGAGACCCCGGAAUUUCAGUGCUACCGCCGGCACCCCACCCAAGACAUCAUCUGUGAGUGGGCACUGAGGAAGAGGCAUCCCCCGUCCACUCACACCGUACUCAUCAUCCAGCAGGGAUUAAACAACCCCCCCGAGAGGUGGCCCUGUGGGUACACGGACUCCGCCAUGAAGGUGACGUGCCGCGUGAGCCACGGAGAGGAGCUUCUCACCACCAAGCUCUUCCUGUCCAUGUGCGCAACGAGCCGGACCACCAGCGCCGGCAGCAAGUUCCUCAUCACCACCUCCAAGAAGCUGCUGAAGCCGGACCCCCCGCCCAACGUGACCGUGUCCCCCGUGGAAGGCGCCCCCCGAAAGCUGAACGUGUCCUGGGCAUUGCCGAGGCCCUGGGAAUCCGGGUUCUACCUCUUACGCUUUGAGGUGCAGUACCGGCUGGAGAACUCCCACUACUCCUCCAACGUGACGACCUCCCAAACCCACUUUUUGAUCGAGGACGCCAUGGCGGGGAGGAAGCACGGUGUGAAGGUGCGGGCCCAGGAGCAGUUUGGGCGCGAUGUGUGGAGCGUGUGGAGCGAGGAGGCGACGGGCACCCCGUGGACAGGUUCUGUGAUGUCUUUUCCAACACAGGAUCCCAGUCAAUCGGAAAUGACUUUCUACACUUCAUCUGAAGAAUGGACAUCCGAUGAGCUCGAGGAGGAUGCCGAGGACCCUCCGUCUGCCGUCCGGCAGUACACACUCCUUGUGGUCGGAGUCAAUUUGGGAUUAUUUACUCUGCUGUUCCUUGGAAUAAUACUGAGGAUGCAAUGGAAACUAAACGGGGGCAGGUUGAAGGAUCUGUUCCUACCGUUUCUUGAUGGGUCCAGAACCGAUCCGGUGCCCGUUGACUCCCUUCUUAUGAAGGCUUCUGGGUCAACAACCGCAGAUAAAACCAGUCCGUUUGUAGACGCCACCAGUGGAUGAACAAAAACCUUUGCCCAUACGUGGAUCGCGUGCGGAGUACACGUGGGAGAAUUGACUCUCCAGUAUUUUGGACUGGACAGACCCCGUACAAACAUAUGAACUAUGCCUGGACGCUCCUUGUUAAUGGUGCCACACAGCUGGGAACUAUAUUAACGGGCCGGAAAGAGUCCCGUGGUAGCCCUGACCACUUCACAAAUGAUGGCCAGAUCAUGUAAAUCCUGUAACACGGGGUGUAAAGGAUGCUGUUUUUGUUAGAUAUUCAUGAGAACAGCAAAGAAGUCCUUUGUUGAACGCAGGGUGCAUGGCUUUGACAUACAGCAGAGGUGGUAAUGACUAGCGUGGUUUUGUUGGUGAAGACAACAUGGAGAAAGAAAAAUAAGUAAAAAUAUCCAAAGGCG